AGAGACUUUCACUGUCACGUCUCUCCUCUACUGUCAGCGAUGGCGUCUGCCAAUCUGAUUGCUGAGCUGAAAUGUUCCGUCUGUCUGAACAUUUAUACAGAUCCUGUAAUGCUGAGAUGUGGACACAACUUCUGUCGGCUCUGUAUUGAUCGUGUGCUGGAUACACAGGGGGGGUCUGGAGGAUAUUCCUGUCCUGAAUGCAAAGAGAAGUUUCAGGAUCGUCCUGCACUGCAGAGGAAAAUAAAACUACCUAACAAAGUGGAGAAUUUCCUGUCUGCUCAGCCAGAUCAGAAGGAGUCCGGAGUCUUCUGUACUCACUGUGUGGACUCUCCUGUACCUGCUGUAAGAUCCUGUCUGCACUGUGAGGUUUCUCUGUGUGAUAAACACCUGAGAGUCCACAAAAAGUCCCCAGAACACAUCUUGUGUGACCCCACCUUGUCCAUGGAGAGCAGGAAAUGUUCCGUCCAUAAGGAAAUUUUAAGGUAUUUUUGCACUGAGGAUGAGACCUGUAUCUGUGUGUCCUGCACUUUGGCUGGAGAACAUCGGGGACACCAGGUGAAGAUGCUGGAUGAGGCUUCUGAGAAGAAGAAGGAGACACUGAGGAAUGUUCUGCAGAAACUUCUGACAAAGAGAGAGGAGACAGAGGAAAGAGUCCAGAGUCUGCAGGAAUACAGGAGGAAAGUAGAAACAAAAUCAGCUGGUGACACCGAGAGAGUCACUGUCCUGUUUAGAGAUCUCAGGAGACAUCUGGAAGAUCUGGAGAAGAGAGUCCUGAGGGAAAUCUCCGGGAGGGCAGAGCGGAUCUCCAUCUCCAUCCGGGAUCUGGAAAUAAAGAAGGAGGAGCUGUCCAGGAAGAUGCGUCACAUUGAGGAGCUGUGUAACAUGACGGAUCCACUGAACAGAGAGAGACAUGAGAAGCUCCUCCAUGAUGGAGGGGGUCUGGAUGUGGCUGGAAUAUCACACACAUUACACACAUUAUCUGAUAUAAUAAGAGGGGUAAAUGUAGAAUUCUAUAGACAGGAAGCUGCAGACAUAUUACUGGAUUUAAACACAGCUAAUAAUAUUCUACAGAUAUCAGAUGACAGGAAAACUGUAUCCAGGUCAGAUGUAAAACAAAAUCAUCCAGAAACUCCAGAGAGAUUUCAGGGAGAGGUUCCUCAAGUGUUGAGCCAUCAGAGUUUUUCCUUAGGGAGACAUUACUGGGAAGUGGAUGUCGGGGGAUCAAAUGGAUGGAGAGUCGGGAUGUGUUACCCCAGUAUAGAGAGGGGAGGAUGGGAGUCAGUAAUUGGAGAUAAUAACAAGUCCUGGUGUUUGUGCGGGUAUGGUAUAGCGUAUGGGCUGGCUAAUUGCUGUAAUUUACUACUUUUACCCGCCAAUACCCCCAGUACCAGAGUCGGGAUAUAUCUGGAUUAUGAGGCCGGGGAAAUCUCCUUUUAUGAUCUGUGUGACCCGAUCCGACACAUCCACACCUUCACCACCACCUUCACUGAGCCCCUCCAUGCUGUGAUAUAUGUAGAGAGAGGUUGUAUAAAGAUCUUUGGGGGGAAUUGGAAGAUAUAAAAGCCGCUACCUAUGGGGGUCACACCUGCGGGAUCACUCCCAGGUCAAGCUGUGUGCAUCUAUUGACACACACAGCAACACUGGGACAUUUCUUACCUUAAUUCAGAGAAUGUCUUUACAACCACUUUAACUGCUUGCCGACCAGCCGCCGACCAGUUAUACGGCGGCAGGUUGGCUCU
Messenger RNA from Rana temporaria (common frog), 1739 nucleotides. Its product is annotated as E3 ubiquitin-protein ligase TRIM41-like. Gene Ontology annotation, molecular function: protein binding; zinc ion binding. NCBI's taxonomy places the organism in Eukaryota, Metazoa, Chordata, Amphibia, Anura, Ranidae. Bases 40 to 1560 code for a protein of 506 amino acids. The record is from RefSeq and is a predicted model, not a curated record. The transcript has 2 exons.